Messenger RNA from Anolis sagrei ordinatus, 1255 nucleotides. Lineage: Eukaryota; Metazoa; Chordata; Lepidosauria; Squamata; Anolidae. The record is from RefSeq and is a predicted model, not a curated record.
AUGGACCCGGAAGUCAUGAAGCUGAUGGGUUUAUCUAUCCUAAGUCUAUGCGUCGCACUCCGCUUCGGCCGAGGUGGACAAAGACAGAUAGAGAUGUGGUCUGAAAACACGUGCCUGUCCAGUCCGUCCGGAGAAAUCUUACAACAGCCUCUUAGAAGUCCGACUGAUUUAUUUCAUUCUGGGCAGAUUGUAAAAAUAUGUGCUCCUAUGGUUCGAUAUUCGAAAUUAUCUUUCCGAACUUUGGUAAGGAAGUACAACUGUGAUUUAUGCUACACCCCAAUGAUUGUUGCCGCUGAUUUUGUCCGAUCUGAGAAAGCUAGACACAGUGAAUUUAUAACAAACCAAGGUACUAGAACUAAUUUUGCUUUUUCUAUUUCAAGGUGGGCUAUGGCAGAAGGUUAUGGUGCUUGCUUAAUAAAUAAACCAGAACUUGUCCAAGACAUGGUGAAAUUAGUAAAAAAUCAAGUGGAAAAUCCCUUGUUUUCAGUGUCCAUCAAGAUAAGGAUUCACGAUGAUCUAAAAAGAACCAUAGAUCUAUGCCAAAAAGCUGAAGCAGCUGGAGUAUCCUGGAUUACUGUCCAUGGGAGAAAUGUGGAAGAAAGACAUCAGCCAGUACACUGUGAUGCCAUUAAAAUAAUUAAGGAAAGUCUUUCUAUACCAGUGGUAGCUAAUGGUGAUAUGAAAUCUUUAAAAGAUGUGGAGGACAUCCAUCAGAUAACAGGAACAGAUGGUGUCAUGGUUGCAAGAGGGCUUCUCGCCAAUCCAGCCAUGUUUGCAGGAUAUGAAGAAACACCUCCAGAAUGUGUUCAAGACUGGGUUCAUAUUGCUCUUGAACAUGGAACUCCUUUUACGUGUUUUCAUCAUCAUUUAAUGUACAUGUUAGAAAGAAUCACUUCAAAACAAGAGAAGAAGAUUUUUAAUGUUUUAUCAAGUACAUCUGCAGUUUUAGACUAUCUUAGAGAUAACUAUGGUGUGCAGUAAUGUUCUGGUAAUUUAAAUCAUGUCAAGACUCCACUAUUCCCAUGCAAACCGAUUUGUACAUUUGGAAUAUUUAUAUUUGAAAUAUGUAUAUUUUUCUACUCAGUGUCUUGCAGAUAUGCCUUUGCAAUGUUUCAAUACAGUUGUAAUGUUAAAACGAUUCAAAAGCUGUAUUGUCUAAUGGCUGCAUUUAGAUAUAACAUGAACAGGCUUCAGGUGAGUUUGUGAACUUUGUUAGCAAAUUUUUAAUUUUUUUAUUGUAGUCAUUUAUUCUCUC